AUGAGAUUCCGUAAACGAUUACUUUUUCUUGUCGUACUCGCCAUUGCAUCCUUUGUCGUAUACAAAGUAUACCGAGAUCCGGUGAUGGAAUUUGUGCAGAAGGUUGCCAUUGAGCUACGUGCUCAACCGGUACUGGGGUCUAUGGCAUUAAGCAUAAUGGUGAUGGCGACCUCGGUGCCUCCGUUGCUUGGUUUCACUUUUGCGUCGUCGUUAUGCGGGUUUGUCUACGGCUUUCCGGGCGGUAUUGCACCUGCAGUCGUCGGUGCGUUUCUCGGAUCCAUGGUGUGCUUUGGCUUAAUCCGUCACUUUAACUUUGCGCGUUUCAUCCGCCUUUCACCCGACAAACAAUUGAAAUACCAGGCAAUCCAAGAAGCGAUCCAAGAAAGUGGAUUUGGUAUGAUCGUCUUGAUCCGUAUCACGCCCAUUCCUUGGGAAGUGACCAACACGGUGCUGUCGAUGCUUCCCAGUAUCAGCACCAAAAAGUACGCCCUGUCGGCCUUCCUUGCGUCAUGGAAAGUGGCAUUGGAAGUCUGGUUUGGAUCGCAGCUUGCGAGUCUGUCCGAUCCCGAUUUGCCUCCGUCAGCGCACCGCGUGACAUUGAUUACCUUGGGCGUCGGCUUUCUGAUUAUUUUGGCCUUGGCAGUCUAUCUUCACCGCGUGACGAUGCGCAAGAUUCGAGACAUGCAAGAAAACGAGCAGCUCAACAAGGAUAACGCCCCACCACAAGUAAUGGUUGUUCCUAGCGCCGAUGAAGAAGAGACUCGGUGGUUGUUGCAGUGA
Messenger RNA from Zychaea mexicana, 780 nucleotides. RefSeq lists its product as uncharacterized. The transcript has 5 exons. Gene Ontology annotation, cellular component: Golgi membrane. Bases 1 to 780 code for a protein of 259 amino acids. NCBI's taxonomy places the organism in Eukaryota, Fungi, Mucoromycota, Mucoromycetes, Mucorales, Lichtheimiaceae. Gene Ontology annotation, biological process: vesicle-mediated transport; mitotic spindle elongation. The record is from RefSeq and is a predicted model, not a curated record.